Messenger RNA from Alternaria ethzedia, 966 nucleotides. RefSeq lists its product as uncharacterized. Gene Ontology annotation, molecular function: zinc ion binding; DNA-binding transcription factor activity, RNA polymerase II-specific. Lineage: Eukaryota; Fungi; Ascomycota; Dothideomycetes; Pleosporales; Pleosporaceae. The record is from RefSeq and is a predicted model, not a curated record. The transcript has a single exon. Gene Ontology annotation, biological process: regulation of DNA-templated transcription. Bases 1 to 966 code for a protein of 321 amino acids.
AUGCCUGUUUCGUUGAAGAUGCUAGAGAAGGGGGUCGAACACCCUGAUCGCAUCGAGGGAUGGCUUGACGAGUUGAACAUUAAGGGCGCCGAGAUCGAUGAGAGCGAAUGCGCGACUGAUACCGAAGAAGAGGCAGAUUAUGGGCCAACUACGCCACCUCGACGAUUGGACCACCACUCUGUAUCGCAAGACGAGAUAUCGCAAGACGAGAUAUCGCCAACCGACACGUCCUUCUCCGGGCAGAGCAUCUUCGACAAACCACUCCGCAAGAAUCUGUUCGGCGGCCCAACGCCAAAUUUCGAGAUACGAGACGAUGAAUCCGAUACGACCAGUAUCGAUAGCCGUGACUGGGCACCAUCACAUGGCAAAGAACGCACACUGGAGCGGCUUGUACCUCCUGCCUUUGCUCUCCGACCUAGCAAGCCAUCAGCCAGGCCAAACCCCCGUGAAGCAGCCUCACAAACGGAUACAGACGAUCUCACAGCAGUACCUCAUCUUGACCCUCAACACACUCUUCCUCCACACGAUCCGAACGAGCCGCGACCAGUCUGGAUAACCUCUUGCCUGCAAUGCACACUCGCCGGCCUCCCCUGCUCACGAACCUACCCCUCAUGCUCACGUUGUAAGCGACACAACCGUGCUGAAGAAUGCCUCCUCCAGCGUCGACGCUUCACAUCCGAAGUUAUGGAUUCCUCGUUCUUGGGCAGGAGCACAGCGCCUACUCUGCUCAAAGUAAAAGGCGACGAUGAAGGCAUCUGGAAGCGCAAGGUCGAGCUGGCGGAGACGUUAUGCGAAGAAUGGGUUGCUGAUCAGGACAAGAGGAAUUGGGUGUUGCCGGAUGUUGGUAGUGCGAGAGGGGGGUGGGGUAAACGCAGGGGGAGGGGUGGGAAGGAGAAGGUGGGACAUCCGGGAGAGGGGAUUGGACGGUUGGCUUUUCGGGAGUUGUUUGUUGAUGUGGAUAGCUGA